Messenger RNA from Chroicocephalus ridibundus (black-headed gull), 4390 nucleotides. It is a transcript of the gene SLC44A2, whose product is annotated as solute carrier family 44 member 2 (CTL2 blood group). Gene Ontology annotation, biological process: transmembrane transport. Bases 198 to 2345 code for a protein of 715 amino acids. NCBI's taxonomy places the organism in Eukaryota, Metazoa, Chordata, Aves, Charadriiformes, Laridae. The transcript is spliced from 22 exons. The record is from RefSeq and is a predicted model, not a curated record. Gene Ontology annotation, molecular function: transmembrane transporter activity.
UGGCUACCGGGCGCCGGGGGGGGGGGUUUGUGGGAAGUGCCGGAAAACAGCUGCGCCUUUAACAUCGCGUUUGCGCGCCGUGGAGCGGGGUUUCGGUGUGUUUAACCGGAGGCGGGUGACGGCACGCCCAGGGUGGCGCAUACGGCAGGGCAACAGCCGAGGGGCGGCUACGGGCCCAGGCGCGGGUGCUGGCCGGCAUGGGGGGCCAGGGGGACAACUACUACGGCAAGCACGGGACGCCGCAAAAAUAUGACCCCACUUUCAAAGGUCCCAUCUACGACAGGGGCUGCACCGACGUCGUCUGCUGCGUCCUGCUGGUCCUCGCCAUCGUGGGCUACGUGGUGGUGGGCAUCGUGGCCUGGACCCACGGAGACCCCCGGAAGGUGAUCUACCCCACCGACAGCCGCGGGCAGUUCUGCGGGCAGCAGGGAACCCCCAACGAGAAGAAACCUUUCCUCUUCUACUUCGACAUCGUGAAGUGCGCCAGCCCGCUGGUGCUGCUGGAGUUUCAAUGUCCCACCACGCAGAUCUGCGUCAGCAAAUGUCCGGAUCGGUACCUGACGUACCUGAGCGCCUACGGCUCCCGCACGCCUGCCGAGUUGGAGUAUUAUCGCCAAUUCUGCGUCCCCGAGUUCAAAAACCUGCAGAAGCCUCCCAUCCAGGUGCUGAAGGACAAGGAGUGCCCGGCCAUGAUCAUCCCCAGCACCCCGCUGGCGCGGCGAUGCUUCCCGGCCAUCCAGGCCAAGAAGGGCGUCAUCAUGGUCGGCAACGAGACCACCUACGACGACGGCCACGGGCGCCGGAGGAACGUCACCGAGCUGCUGGAAGGGGCCAAAAAAGCAAACGUGGUCCUGGAAACCAGACAACUGGCCAUGAAGAUCUUUGAAGAUUACACGGUUUCCUGGUACUGGAUAAUCAUAGGUCUCGUCAUCGCCAUGGUGGCCAGCUUCAUCUUCAUCGUCCUGCUCCGCUUCUUGGCCGGGAUCAUGGUCUGGGUGAUGAUCAUCAUGGUGAUCCUGGUGCUGGGCUACGGGAUCUUCCACUGCUACAUGGAAUACGCAAAACUAAAAGGGGAAGCGGGUUCUGACGUCUCCCUGGCGGACCUGGGAUUUCAGACCGACCUACGCGUCUAUCUCCACCUGCGGCAGACGUGGCUGGCCUUCAUGAUCAUCCUGUGCAUCGUGGAGGUGGUGAUCAUCCUGCUGCUCAUCUUCCUCCGCAAGAGGAUCCUCAUCGCCAUCGCGCUCAUCAAGGAGGCCAGCAGGGCUGUCGGUCACAUCAUGACGUCGCUGCUGUUCCCGUUGUGCACCUUCUUCCUGCUGUGUCUCUGCAUCGCCUACUGGGCCAGCACUGCCGUUUUCCUCUCCACCUCCAACGAGGCGAUCUAUAAGGUGUUUAACGAGACAGCGUGCCAGUUUUCUGGGCAGACCUGCAAACCGGAGACCUUCAACACCAGCAACGUCACCAAGCUGUGCCCCGACGCCCAGUGCCUCUUCGCCUUCUACGGGGGUGAGACGGCGUACCACAAGUACCUCAUCGUCCUCCAGUUCUUCAACGUCUUCAUGUUCUUCUGGCUCGCCAACUUCGUGAUCGCACUGGGCCAGGUGACGCUGGCGGGGGCUUUCGCCUCGUACUACUGGGCCUUCAAGAAACCCGACGACAUGCCCGCCUUCCCCCUCUUCUCCGCCUUCGGCCGCGCACUCCGGUACCACACUGGCUCGCUCGCCUUCGGCUCCCUCAUCCUCGCCAUCGUCCAAGUCAUCAGGGUGACUCUGGAGUAUCUGGACCACAGGUUAAAAGCUGCAGAUAAUAAGUUUGCCAAGUUCCUCCUGAGCUGCCUGAAGUGCUGCUUCUGGUGCCUGGAAAAAUUCAUCAAGUUCCUGAACAGAAACGCGUACAUCAUGAUCGCCGUCUACGGCACCAACUUCUGCACCUCAGCCAGGAACGCGUUCUUCCUGCUGAUGAGGAACAUCAUUAGGGUGGCUGUUCUAGAUAAAGUCACGGAUUUCCUCUUCUUCCUCGGGAAACUCCUCAUUGUGGGAAGCGUCGGAAUCCUUGCCUUCUUUUUCUUCACCCAUCGGAUAAAGCUGGUCCAAGACACAGCGCCGUCCCUCAAUUACUACUGGGUCCCCAUUCUGACGGUGAUCGUGGGCUCCUACCUCAUCGCCCACGGGUUCUUCAGCGUCUAUGGCAUGUGCGUGGACACCCUCUUCCUCUGCUUCUGUGAAGAUCUGGAGAGGAACGAUGGAUCUCCCGAGAGGCCUUACUACAUGUCCCCCGAGCUGAGUGAGAUCCUGCUGAAGGGGAACCUAGAGCCUUCCAAAAGCACCGAUAGCCAAGGCUAGGGGUGGCCCGGGGAGGAAGGCUGCAUGCCCGGGGCGGGGGCCGCAGGACUCUCUCGGUCCCCCAACCCAAGCGGCGUUCUCCUAAGCCAGCCACGCCGCAGAUCUUUCCCUUGGAUGUUCCUUCGAAGCCUUGAGGGUGGAGGGGGUGCCGAUUCCUCGGUGUCCCGCGCUGUAUCAAACCUACCUUCCUGCCCAAAAAUGAACGCUCUUGUACCGAGAGAACCAACCCAGAGCGUCACCCAGAGUUAAUCCGGGGUCCCACGUGUCCCCCGUGGCACCCGGCGAGGAGCUGGGUGCCGAUAUCUAGUUGUGUUUUCGUGUUGGAGCCGGAGAUCUUUGUUCCCGUGCGGGAAAAGGCUGGGCGAGGUGCUCUCCUCCCAGGAGGCAUCUGGCGUGGCGGGACGGCGGUUUUGUGGGAUGGGCCCGGUGGGUUCCCAAACUGGUGUCUCCACGUUUUUUCCUCUUGUGUUCCGCCCCCAGCAAAGAGCAACCGGCCUCUUUCCUCGCCCCGCUCUUUUCUAUGCAAAACUGGACUUCAAAAAGAUCGCUCUGGGGGGAUGGCAGGUCUUUGGCUUUGAAAGUCAGUUGCAUCACAAAACGGAGCUCACCCUUUUUGCAGCCGCAAACUCCCGUUUCCUUCCCGCCGUCGGGUUUAGGGGAAGCUAAAAAGAGCCAGCGCCAGUUGCAGGCCAUUAAAACUCAAGAUUUCGGCAUCCCUCGUUAAAAAAUGGGUUUCUCUUGCUGGUUGCGCAGAGGUUUAAUUGCUGCAGGGAUGUGGUGGCUCGUCCUGGGAGCUGUUUUUUACCCCCCUUUCCGAGGUGGUUGAGUUGAUGGUUUGGCUUCUGCCUGGUCCGGGCUGUAACAAAUUUCCACGCUAAUGCAGACCAUAGGUGGAAACACGUAGAGACCUGCAGGCUGGGGCCGGGGCGGGGGUUGUGGGACCUCAUUUUCUGCUCUUGAUAGUCCAGAAAUGAUGAAGAUUUUAAAAAAAAUGCCCUUCUGGCUGCACGCAGAGCCAGAAUAGUUGCGGCCACAUCUCCGAUUACAAACUCUCAGGCAGACAGAGCGCGCCGUCUUUCUAGUCGUGCCCUCUCAGGACAAAGCCGUAGUGUUCACGCUCCUGUUUUUCUCACAGAGAAAUAUUGAAAUCCCUCUCUGAAAUCCCCCAGGGCGCUUUCCCUCGGCUCAGAAGCUGGGGCUUUGUGGGUUUGUUUGGUUUUAGGGUGUUUUUUUCUUGGGUUUUGGUUGUUUUUUUUUUUUUUUUGGCGGCUGCGAUUUUCCUACCGCUUCUUGUUGGCGCAGCCGCUUUGCUUUUGAAGAGCAGGAGGCCGAGCUGCGCGUUUGGGUGCUGGGAACACACUUAAUUGUUCUGUAGGCAGGGCGUGUUAACGAGGGCGAGCGGCGCCGGGCAAAUACCCAGAGAAAUGGCUUCGUGCUGGCGUCAGGAGGGAUUUUGGGGCUGCACAAAGGGAGAGCGGCGCUCCGUAGAGGAGGGGAACGGUGCUCCCAGCCGGCAGAGCCGGAGGAAACCCUUUAUUUCUACGGCACUGUUAAAAUUUCCCCCGCCUUGAAAAAAAACCCCAGCCAACACCCCCCACCCCCCCCAAACCUCUGCUUUCUUCUAAAUAAUAUCAGCCUGUUUCUGCUCCCUGUAAAACGUGGCUGCGGCGGUUUUAGGGCUGAGGGCAUUUAGCUGAGACACAGGGAGAAGCACCCCCCUGGGCCGGGAUGAGCCAAAAGACUUUUAUUCCUAUCAAAGAUAAUUAUUAAACGAGCAGGACGUCUGCUCCUCCAGCAUCUCUCUGCCUUUGGGCCCCUUGCCCUGCCUCCUGCCACAGCCAACCUCCGUGUCUGUCCCCCCCCCGCUCCCCGAUCGCUGCGUGGGGCUGGGGGGGGUUUCUCUUUGCAGUGGAAGACCUGGAGCGUAACGAUGGCUCGGCCGAAAAGCCUUAUUUUAUGUCGCCCAACCUGAAAAAGCUGCUGAAGAAGACGAACAAAGGUCAGCCGGAGGCCUAGAGCCUGCCCUCGGCCCUUCCUCCUCCCCG